GUCGUUUAUAUCUCCAACAGUCCCCCAUAAACGACGCGCAUUUGUCUGCCGUAUCCGAGUUCCAAACGAUAACGCAGAGUCCGAGUGCGGAGGUGAAUAAUGUUCUGGGGGAUUAUGGAAAAUUAUUUAAAAUGAUAAUGAGUUUCGGUGGUGUUCGUUCGCGCAUGGUGUCUUCUCUUCGCCGACAGCGCAGCGUUCACGGCCCUUGAUCUCGCACAUUCCCAUCAGUGUCACGCAUGCUGUUUUGCCAAGUAGCUCGUUCUGGGGAGCUGGCGUCUUAUCUGGGUAGGGGGGCCUACUAUCUUGGCUCUCUCUCUCCCUCAAUUAGCAGAUUCUGGCUCGGCGCUGCACCCCUCGAAGCGCUAUCACACAACAAAUACCUCUUCCCGAAAGACGAAGCUGACACUAUUUCCGCUUUUCUCACUCCGAUGCUCCAAUUGCAUCCCGAGCGGCGGGCCAAGGUGUUUGAGCUCGUGUACCACACCUGGCUGGAUCUAUAACGGUGCAAGGCGAGAUCAACAUCAUCCGCAUUGCUGUAUAUGAUUGGGCAAAGCGAAUUUUCUGGUCCUUCCAGCUCUCCUCCUCGUCAUCUACAUCCAUCCGUAACAUCCUCGUCCUCCUCAUCGUCUUCCUAUUGUUGUCCCUGAUCUUAUCUCCCUUAUAGUGAAAGAUAUAAUAGAUUCAGUUU
Suillus clintonianus is the source of this 688-nucleotide messenger RNA. RefSeq lists its product as uncharacterized. Bases 237 to 500 code for a protein of 87 amino acids. The record is from RefSeq and is a predicted model, not a curated record. The transcript has 4 exons. NCBI's taxonomy places the organism in Eukaryota, Fungi, Basidiomycota, Agaricomycetes, Boletales, Suillaceae.